GCCGCCUUUUGCUUCUUCUCAAGGAGAAGGCAAAGACACAGAGGUCAUGGUGAUGUUACCGAAGUUGCUAUGACACCCUCCAAAGAUGCUUCCUACGCACAGGUUGGGUCAGGGAUGCAAAAGCAGGACGACAACGUCAUGCCCCAACUGAAGAACUUUCUCCUCGAUUCCCUCUCCGAUCAGGAGCUCGCCGCCGAGCUUCGCGACCGACACCACCUCAUCCAGCAACACGUCGAGAACCACUAUCACUUCCACCCCUUGGAUGCUACACGUAUAAAUCGCCAGAGCCUUGUUGCGGCCCUCUCCCAACUAGGCUUGGGUCAGGCUAGUACUGAAGGCCCCUCAGCCGAAACAAUCGUCUCAUUUGCCUUGGAUCCGAACACAAGGCAGAUAGCUCUCCAGCACGUCUUAUCCACAGUCAUCUUCACGAGCAUUGAUCCCAGCGCCCGGAGCCCGCUGUCCAUGCUUCCCCCGUCCGUUGCGGCGUUUCUGCAGUCCAUUCCCAUGGAUGAAGAGCACGGAGUCAGAAGACAGGUGCAUUCUCAAGCCUCCACCCUCGCCAUUCACUGGUGGCGUGUGCUCUCCGCCUUCUUGUUGCACUCUCAACGCAGCCAGCGGACCGCCUUGACUCCAACAGACGCGGCGCUCGCGCCCCAAGCUGCUGCCAUGGCGCAAGCGCUGAAUAGCUUCCUGAGAUACUUUGUCGAGGACUCGAACCCAGCCCGGUUCCAGCAGGAAAGUCAUUUGCGGGAGGUUAUCGUCGAGUGCGCCAAGUUUGGGUACCUGCUGUUUUCACAGCCGAGUGACUGGUGUAUGUUGCACGUUGCUGGGCACGAGCAAGUGGCCAGCACAGUUCGCAGCUAUCGGGAAGGGAUAGUGUGCGCCGCUGGUCUGGUCAAGCUUACGGAUAAAGAUGGACGGCGGCUUGGUGGAAGUGCGCAGACAAGCGGGACGUUGGUUGUUCCGCCUGUGGUUGGGUGGCGGACUGAGUGAGCUUGUCACGCGUUCAUCGACGGGAGAUAGUUCGGCUUAGGUUGUGGGAAUUUGGAAAGACACUGAGUACACAUACGAUGAUAAUGGACAUUUCACUGGGUGCGUAAUACAUCUGCUCGGAUAGCGAGAAACUGGCAGUUUUCAAGCAGGCAAAUGGGGUUCUAUCGUUAGCCAACCUCUACAGCAACAUCUGAUGGUCAACUUGCUGACCGCAUCCAAACAUGAAGUCCCUGUUUCCAUCGGUUUCCACCUUCAUAUUUGGACGCUGGGCAAUCUCUAAAUCAACAAGGGACGAUCACAAAUUGCUCUAUCUUGUUCCGGCUAAAUUACUGCGAUCCUCC
Messenger RNA from Neurospora hispaniola, 1334 nucleotides. RefSeq lists its product as uncharacterized. The record is from RefSeq and is a predicted model, not a curated record. NCBI's taxonomy places the organism in Eukaryota, Fungi, Ascomycota, Sordariomycetes, Sordariales, Sordariaceae. The annotation marks the transcript as partial. The transcript is spliced from 2 exons.